GUAACCAGUCUAGUAGUUCUGGCGGUUUCUUGCACCAAUGUUAUGCUAUGUUAUCUUUAGCUGGUUGGAGCAACACUCUUGUCUCUCUAUUCAACAAACACCAAACAUUGGAGCAAUGCAAACAGAUUCAAUCCAUCAUCGUCACUUCCGGUCUCUAUUCAACACAACACACUCUUUUCCUCACCAAACUCAUCCAAUGUGUUCCAUUCUCAAAUACCUCUCUCUUACUUCUCUUCAACACCAUUCACUCUUCCAACACUCGCCUCUUCAACAAAAUCAUCGCAGCCUGCUCCCACCCCUUUCUAUGCUACGCAAAAAUGCGACAAAAGGGCGUGCAACCCGACAAACACACCUUCCCUUUGCUCCUCAAGACGCUCUCCAAGACCAUUGGCCACCACCCUUUUAUGCUUUAUGCGCAAAUUUUCAAACUUGGCUUUGAUCUCGAUCUUUUCGUCAGCAACACCCUCAUUCCGGCUUUUGCCAAUUCUGGGUUCAUGGAAAGUGCACGCCAAGUGUUUGAUGAAAGUCCCUUCAAGGGCACUGUUGCUUGGACUGCGUUGAUCAAUGGGUAUGUUAAAAACGAUUCUCCUGCUGAGGCUCUCAAGAGUUUUGUGAAUAUGAGGUCGAUGGGCAUGGUAGUUGAUGCAAUCACUGUUGCUAGUGUUUUACGUGCUGCUGCAUUGGUAGGCGAUGCGAAUUUCGGAAAGUGGGUUCAUGGGUUUUACGUGGAAUCAGGGAAAGUUCGGUUGGAUGGUUAUAUUUGUAGUGCUCUCAUGGAUAUGUAUUUCAAGUGUGGUCUUUGUGAGGAUGCCUGCAAAGUGUUUAAUGAAAUGCCUUACAGAAAUGUGGUUUGUUGGACCGUGCUUGUAGCUGGUUAUGUGCAAAGUAACAAGUUCCAAGAUGCACUUCGUGCCUUCUGGGACAUGUUAUUGGAUGAUGUUGUGCCCAAUGAUUUUACGUUCUCUAGUGUUCUUACUGCCUGUGCUCACAUGGGGGCUUUGGAUCAAGGAAGGUUGGUUCAUGAAUAUAUAGAGUCUAAUAAGAUAAAUCUGAAUGCAGAGCUAGGGACUGCAUUGGUGGAUAUGUAUGCAAAAUGUGGGUGUAUUGACGAUGCUUUAAGGGUAUUUGAAAACUUGCCAGUUAAGAAUGUGUACACUUGGACAGCAAUAAUACAUGGGUUGGCUGUGCAUGGGGAUGCGAUUGGAGCAUUGCAUAUGUUUUCUUGCAUGUUGAAAAGUGGCAUUCAACCUAACGAAGUUACCUUUGUUGGUGUUCUUGCUGCCUGUUCUCAUGGAGGUUUUGUAGAGGAAGGGAAAAGGUUAUUUGAAUUGAUGAGACAUUCUUAUAAUUUGAAGCCAGAGAUGGACCAUUAUGGUUGCAUGGUUGAUAUGCUUGGUCGAGCAGGGUAUUUGGAAGAUGCUAAACAAAUUAUUGAUAAUAUGCCAAUGAAGCCUAGCCCAGGUGUAUUGGGGGCUUUAUUUGGAGCCUGCAUGGUCCACAAAGAUUUUGAAAUGGGUGAACAUAUAGGCAUUUUAUUGGUUAAUCAGAAGCCAAACGAUAGUGGUAGUUAUGCACUUCUGACAAACUUGUACAAAAUGUGUCAAAACUGGGAAGCAGCUGCUCAGGUUAGGAAGGUCAUGAAAGGAUUACAAGUGGAAAAGACUCCGGGAUAUAGUUGGAUAGAAGUGGAUGGUUUUAACUCAUGAAUUUAAGAGCGUGUUUGGAUGGUUGACUGUAGAGGGAAAAGGGAAGGUGUUAGACAUGUUUUCCCAAUAUUUGGAAGAUAUUUAAAAAGAGGGGAAGGGUUUGAGGACUUUCAAUCAACCCUCCCCCAAAAUUUCUCCUCUCUUUCUACCGCGACUCUCUCAUGGUAUCUUGAAGGGUUUCUGAAUUUGCAAAAAUCUGUCACACCAUAGAUUCUUGUCAACGUUUUGCUAAACUCUUGUUCAGCUUUGAAUUGAAGAGAGAAAUUGAGAUGUAGUGGGUGCGACAAGACACAAAUGCAAAGGAAGGAGGAACUCGUGAAGCCUCGAAGCUGAUUCAGGGGAAGGACGAGGACAAAGGAGAUACGUGAGAUACGUGACGGACAGCCAUAAAAAUAUUGGGCAAGUCUUCGACAGCAACUAGUGGAAGGACGAAGUCUUAAUCAUUGUAAAUGAAAUAUGUAAUCAUAUUAUAUAUUAUAUCAUUCAAUGAUUUAUACUCCCUCCAUUUUUAUUCAUAGUCGUUUAAGGUUUUGCACGAGACUUAAGAAAAUGAUUAAUAUUUUAGUUUUCAAAAAUAUUUAUUACUUACUUUCUUAUUCUACUUUCUAUUUUUUUUAUAGUAUUUUGUUAGAAAUAUAUCGCUCUUUUAAAUGUAACAUUAAUUUUAUAUAGGUAGUUGGAGAAAAAAUAGAUAGACAUUAAAAAUAA
This is a messenger RNA of Cajanus cajan (pigeon pea), 2414 nucleotides long. RefSeq names its product Pentatricopeptide repeat (PPR) superfamily protein. Gene Ontology annotation, biological process: RNA modification. Gene Ontology annotation, molecular function: RNA binding; protein binding. NCBI's taxonomy places the organism in Eukaryota, Viridiplantae, Streptophyta, Magnoliopsida, Fabales, Fabaceae. The record is from RefSeq and is a predicted model, not a curated record.